Camellia sinensis is the source of this 1302-nucleotide messenger RNA. Lineage: Eukaryota; Viridiplantae; Streptophyta; Magnoliopsida; Ericales; Theaceae. The record is from RefSeq and is a predicted model, not a curated record.
AUGGCAGGACGAACAAGAAAUAAUAACAACGGUAAUGGUGAUGGAGUGCCUGAUGGCGAUAUUGUUCGAAUUAUACGCGCGAUUGCUGAUAGGGUAGGCAAUAUACCACCCCGAAACCAAGAUCAAAACAAAUCGGAGAUGAUAGCAAAAUUUGAAAAGCUACGUCCCUACAAAUUCCUUGGUGGAUCAAACCCCCAUGAAGCUGAAGCUUGGUUAAGACAAAUUAAGAAGUUGCUAGAUACUUCCGACGUCCGAAAUGAACAAGAUAGAGUGACCAUGGCGGCAUUUCAAAUGGAAGGGGAAGCAGAUCAUUGGUGGGAAAUGAUCAAAAGUGGGCAUCGUCGAAGUGAGUGUCCUCAAGGUGGGGAGUAUUUUAUGGAUCAGCGAGGGGCACAACAAUACAACAGAUGCCAACCUGGGCAAGGUUCUAAGCCUACUCAAACUACUCAGACCAACAAGGGGCAGCCACAAGCCUCUAAGAAUGCAGGCCGACCAAGAACACAACCACAAGGAGCUGAAAAUGGAAAGAAACCAGGAGAGACUAACCAACAGGCAGUAUGGAGAAUGUAUGCUCUCCAAGAAGAAGAAGAUGUUGAUAACCCAUCAGUAAUUCAAGGUAUGUUAAUCCUUAUGAAUUCUUGGGUUAAAGUAUUGUUUGAUUCUGGAGCUUCGUAUUCUUUUAUAUCCACUGCAUGUGCGACAAGUUUGGGUUUAGAACUAGAAGCGUUAGAGAUAGCUAUGAGUGUCACUUCACCCUUAGGAGGUCAAACCCGAGUAAAUCUAGUAUGUAAAUCUUGUGAGUUAGAAAUCUCCGGUUCACAUUUGAUCUGUGAUCUAAGAGUUAUGGGUGUGUCUGAUUUUGACGUUAUCCUAGGAAUGGACUGGUUGCCAGUUCAUCGAGCCAUUAUUGAUUGUUAUUGUAAGACAGUGACAGCAUCCUCCCUUAACGGCACGAAAGUUCAAUUUAAAGGGGAUAGACAAGAUUCUCUAACUCCAACGUAUCGCAAGUCGCGAUGGCAUGAUCAACUAACCGGAUGGUUGGCGAGCCUAAUUUUGGAAGACGAAAAUCGAGAGGAUCCAGGAUUACCCCAUGUGGUGUGCGAGUACGUUGACGUUUUCCCUGAUGAAUUGCCGAGAUUACCCCCAAAACGAGACGUAGAUUUCACGAUUGAGCUUCAACCUGGGGCUUCGUCGAUUUUAAUAGCACCACAUCGUAUGGCGCCAGCUGAACUUCGAGAAUUGAAGGAGCAGUUGCAAGAACUGUUGGAUAAAAAGCUCAUCAGACCAAGUACGUCUCCUUAG